Messenger RNA from Drosophila ficusphila, 3169 nucleotides. RefSeq lists its product as uncharacterized. The record is from RefSeq and is a predicted model, not a curated record. The transcript has 3 exons. Gene Ontology annotation, cellular component: extracellular matrix. Lineage: Eukaryota; Metazoa; Arthropoda; Insecta; Diptera; Drosophilidae. Bases 1 to 2883 code for a protein of 960 amino acids.
AUGUGGUACCUGCGCUUGGCUUUGGUCUUGGUCAGCCUGGCGAUUGUUUGUUGGGCGGACACCUUGGUCCAGCUUAAUGUGAAUCGUCCCUUCAACGAUGUCAACGAGAAAUUCGUGAGUUUUGCCGUAAAGCCAGAGGACCUGUAUGAUGCCUUGGAUGGUAAGAAUCGGAAGGGGGUCACCAACCUGGCAAAUCUGCUUGGGGAUGCCCAUAUAAAGUUCGUGGGCGACUUCUAUUUUGCUAGUAAUGCACCUACCAGGCUGCGAAAUCCUAGCAAGAUCAUCUGGAAGGGAUUUAAUCGAUGGACCCGUGCCGUAAACUGGACCAUGAUUAUUCCGGUUCCAUAUGCUCCCGAUGAGUGGGACUCGAUGCACACUCUGAAGAUCCUGAACACAUCCUAUAUGGUGGGCAUCACCGAUUGCAUCUGGCAGCUGGGCACAAGUUUUGGCACUGCCAGGGCCAAGGAUUACAUCCAAGAGCUUCGAACCCUUAAACUGAUGACGGAUACAUUUAAGCCCUAUGUAGACGACUGGCGGUUAAUGGGAGCGGACAUUUCAGCAGGAAGCAGUGCGGAUGAAACCAAGAGAUACGUGGACAUGUCCAAGGAUCUAAAUGCAGCCUUUGGUUGGACACAGCCUGCCAACAUGUUGCCAAAGACGAGUUUGGGUAGCUACCUGUACGACAGCGAUCCCGCCCUGCGCGUUCUGCAACAACAGCGUGUUCCUUUGUGGUUGACACUGCCGGAGGAGAGAUCCUCGCAAAGAUUGGUCGGCGAUGAGACCACGGAUGCCCUGCGAUGGGCCCAAACAAUGGGCGAUGCGGCCACCAGCGGUUUCGAUGUGAUCUUCAAGCGGAUGACCUUAUUGGACUUUGAGCGCCCCAACUUCAGUUUGUAUGUGACCGCGCUGUUUAAGAAGGUUAUGGGAUCAAGGGUGUUCCCUGCCCUACCUCUGAAUGUUUUUGCGCCGACCAACAAGUUGUAUACCCAUUGUGCGAAUGCCGUAUCUGGUGGAUUGGCUUUCAUGGUGGUCAAUACGGAGGAGCAGCCGACUACGAUUACGGUUAAGAGCGCCAAACUGACAAGUAGCGAAAUUUGGCAGUAUGUCCUUACGGGCUUGGAUCAACGCGUCCAGCUGAAUAAUGUUCCUUUGCAUCUAAAUACUACCUUGCGUCCUUUGAUUAAACCCAUCGACCCAAGUAAGCCACUGCAAUUAAUCACACCCAGCAUGUCGGUGAGUUUCUGGGUAUUACCCGAUGUCAAUCUGGAGCACUGUCAAUUCACGGAAAUCGAGGCAGGCGAUUCAAGCGUGGAAUCCUCUAAGGAAAAGACUCGUACUUACAAAUAUAGUUCCGCCGAUCGGUUGCUACAGCGAUUAAUCGAAGAAACUGCGGUUGCAAAGGGAUCUGUUCAGAGUUCCAUAAAUCGCAGUAGACGAUUUGUGCCCAAUAGUCAGGAGACUCCAGAUACCCUUCUCGAUCGUCUUUUGCAGCAUUUCAAGGAUGUGGGUCCCGCGAAGAGGGAAUCGAGUGUCACCAAUGAAAAGGUAAAGCCCCACAAAGCUUUGGCCUGGUUGUAUCAGGUCCUUGAAGAAACCCGCGAUGUAAUCAACAAGCGAUCCAAACGUAGCACUUCCAGCUAUUCGGGACCGUUCUUCUACAACCGCCAAGGUAAAAAGACAGCAAUGACCAAGAAGAUUACUGAGAUUCGUAAGCCAGAAAGGAAAAGCAAGCCCCUCUUCGACUUUGACGAGUUCGAUGAGGAGAAGUUCUUUAAGCCUGUAGGGGAGAAAUCGGAGGAAGUACCUACUUAUACACGACUUCCAGAAGGUGAUGUGCAUCUGAAGCACAUAGAGAGUGUUGAUGGUGAGGAGAACGAGCAGGAAGCUGAACAAGAAGUGCCCAAGAAACGUAGAACCAAGUCCAGAAACCAGCUGAAGAUCAUGCAGCGUGCUGAGGAUAAAGAAGAUGAACAGGAGCAGGAAGCUGAGCAAACAGAAGGACGUGGAAAGUUGCGUCUCCUGCCCACGGAAUUCUUUGAGGCCUUGCCUGCUCCCAAACCAAGUAAGCGACUGAAUCUGGGAGCCACCUUGAACUCGCUGCUCUUUCCGGAACCCUUCUCCAGCAAGGCCACCAUGGCCAAGGGUACGCAAUUACAAGCCAAGCCAGCUGAAGAAGCCGAAGUGGAUGUGGAACCAGUGCCAACUGUCAGGCGACGUCACUCCAAAAUAGGUCACGUGGCCAACGAUUUUUUGCAGGCCCAAAAGGAGUUGGGAAAGCAUUUCCUUAGCCACAUCAACGAACAUGAACAUGAGUUUUCCCUAGGCGAUGAGGCAUUGCGGGAAACUUCGCUUGAGACAGGAAACCCGGAAAAGAAAUCUCCCACACAAGACCUUUUUGGAACCAAGAACGCAGCCCCAACUCUGCACAAGAAACUUCCACAGAAGGUAGCCGACGAAGGAAUUACUUCCUGGUGGGAUAUUCCAGCAAUGCGAAGACGUCGUGCGAUAAGCGAAACAAAUUCUCUAAACGAACUCCGCUCGAAUGCAAUCGAUAAGUCAGAUCGCGAGGAGAUGUUGCCUCUGGGAAGAUAUACCUUCUACGAGUACAAAGUGGAUCAGGAUCCCGAGAAGGACAUUACCCAACCCACAGAGGAGAAGGAAUCCACGAUUAUGAAAAUCGGUAGCAAGACGCAGACUUCUGGCAAGAAGCACAGUAUAACACAUCUCUCCGACAGUCUUGUAAGCACAGUAAAAUCAAAGGUGAGCCGCUUCAUUAAUAUCAUCUCCAACCAUAUGAAUGAGUGGUAUAAUACGUUGACCAAACACCUGGAAACGGAAACACCAACCCAAAAACCUCGCAGGGAAAACUGGAUCGAGAAGUAGAAACAUUUGUAUUACGAUAUUUAAAUAACUUGUGUAAACUAUCAGCAUUAAAAUGUAAUGUAAAUAUUUAAUUGUGUACAACAAAGUGAUUAUUGCAUUUAAAUGACGCUUAUUUGAUAGAUAAUUUUUGGGGAAUUAUCUCAUUCAAGUAAAAAACGCAGGACUUAGACAACGAACUAGAAUGGCUUUAGAUAAGCUUAUGCUAGAUUGUUGAGCUAUUAAUAUUGUACUAGCUCAUGAAUUACCGUAUGAUAAAAUAAAGAACCAGAAAAUAAAUAACUACUUA